This is a messenger RNA of Protopolystoma xenopodis, 324 nucleotides long. The record is from the annotation of a GenBank genome assembly. NCBI's taxonomy places the organism in Eukaryota, Metazoa, Platyhelminthes, Monogenea, Polystomatidea, Polystomatidae.
AUGCUCGUGGGCCCACCUACACGAGUGGGGUGGGCCGGAGACGAGUUGUGCGCUGUAUGGGGCGGCGACGGCGGUGGCGAUGGCAGCGACGUCGGCGACGUUAGGGCAAUCGGCUCAGAGGCACAGUCGUCGGUAUGGUCUCGUCUCAUUUCGUCUCGUUUCGUCUCGUUUCGUCUCGUUUCGUCUCGUUUUGUCUCGUUUCGUCUCGUUUCGUCUCGUUUCGUCUCGUUUUGUCUCGUUUUGUCUCGUUUUGUCUCAUCUCGUCUCGUCUGCUCCCAUCACCCCAGGCUAGUAAGGCAAGAGACAGCCCACUUCGGCCAUUAA